Megalops cyprinoides (Indo-Pacific tarpon) is the source of this 1167-nucleotide messenger RNA. It is a transcript of the gene fbxl8, whose product is annotated as F-box and leucine-rich repeat protein 8. The record is from RefSeq and is a predicted model, not a curated record. Bases 48 to 1166 code for a protein of 372 amino acids. Gene Ontology annotation, molecular function: protein binding. The transcript is spliced from 3 exons. Lineage: Eukaryota; Metazoa; Chordata; Actinopteri; Elopiformes; Megalopidae.
GUGCACAUAGGAAAGUGUCAUGGCAGAGUAGGGUACCCGCCUGACACAUGGAGUUUCCCGAGGAGGUCCUGGCGCACAUCUUUUCCUACCUGCCGCUCUGGGACAGGUACAGCGCGUCCCAGGUGUGCAGGGCGUGGUCCCAAACCAUGAGCCACCCCUCCGUCUGGUAUUACACCGAGGUGAGGUGUGAGGCGGGGAUGGAGGGGCUCGGGCUGCAGCAGUUCUGCCAGCUGCUGAGGAUGGUGAAGCGGCUGAAGAUCUCGGUGCGGCAGCUGAAGGAGGCAGCGAGCCGCGCCAUGGCGGUGCGGGUCCUGAACCACGCCACUGUGCGGGACAACCACCUGAGCGCGCUCUGCGUGUCCUGCACUGGGGACUUCCCGCUCUUCUACGCCGGCGAUGACAUCCUGCGUGGCGUGGAGGCGGUGCUGCAGGACGAGGACAGCGGCCUGUCCCUGCGGGAGGUGGACCUGCGUGACAUGCCCUUCACCCUGAGUGAUGCACUGGUGCGGAGCCUGGCCCAGCGCAGCCCCUGCCUGCACUCGCUCUACAUCAACAACCAGACGCUGGUGUGCAACGUCACCCCUGACACCGUCCGGGAGGUGCUGGCAUCCUGCCCCGAGCUCCGCACCCUGGGAGUGUUUUAUGCUAGCCUAUCAGAGGAGGUUCUGGCCGAGCUGCUCCGCCCACAGCGGCCCCCGUUCGCCCUGCUGGAGCUGUUCUGUGAGCGCUCUGAUAAGUACGUCUCCACCAUCUCCGAUGAACUGUGGGUCGCCCUGCGUGAGAGGCACCCGGCGCUGGCGGUCAACGUGGUGCUGAACCACACCCUGCCCGCCAAGAAGUUCCUGAAGAUCCUGCAGCCCAGCCUGCCGGUGCGCGAGCUGGAGCUGCUCACCUACACCUACCUGGUGGACGAGGUGCGCUUUGCGGCCACCAGCUACAGCGGCACGCUGGAGAAGCUGGUGCUGCAGACCACGUCCUCGCCCGAGCUGGACGCCGCGCUGGUGGGCGUGGCCGAGUGCUGCUCCCGCCUCCGCGAGGUGCACUGCUACUGUGUGGUGUCACAUGACGUGGUGCGGGCCUUCCUCACCCACUGCCCGCAGCUGUGGAGGUACACUCUGAAAACACAGAAAGAGAAGCACCCCUGGACCUGUACUCUGCUGAAGUGAA